This is a messenger RNA of Dentiscutata heterogama, 988 nucleotides long. NCBI's taxonomy places the organism in Eukaryota, Fungi, Glomeromycota, Glomeromycetes, Diversisporales, Gigasporaceae. The record is from the annotation of a GenBank genome assembly.
AUGGUCAAACGAGGGGGUGGCGUAUUUGAUAUGUCAGUUAGAAGGAUCUCACGUAUAAAUAAUCGAAAUAAAAAGCAUCAUCCAAUUAGUUCUGAAAAUUUCAAAGAGUUGCUAGUAGUGCAUUUGCACAUUGAUGUGUGUGAUGCUAUGGGUGCUAAUUGUGCAAGCACGAUCGCCGAAGGCGUGGCACCUCGCCUUUCUGAAUUGACUGGUGGUCGAAUUGGUUUGAGAAUUUUGAGUAAUUUAAGUGUGGAAAGAAUGGCCAAGGCGUCUUUCCGGAUACCAUUAUCUCUGCUCUCUUAUAAAUCAUAUACCGGUAAAGAAGUAGCUGCACGUAUCAUUGAAGCUUACGAAUGGGCCGAAGUCGAUUAUUACAGAGCCAUAACCCACAACAAGGGCAUAAUGAAUGGGAUUGAUGCUGUUGCUUUGGCGACAGGUCAAGACUGGCGUGCUAUUGAAGCAUCAUCCCAUGCUUGGGCUUGCGAUGGAGUAAGAGACGACUAUUCUCAAUCCAAUAAUUAUCGUCCUUUGACAACAUAUUGGAUUGAAAAAGAUGAUCAGUUAGCAGCCUGUGGAAAAGAGGGUGAUGACUGUUUAAUGUUUUGCGGGGAAUUGGAAUUGCCCAUAACAGUUGGUACCGCUGGCGGUGUCAUAAAUACAAAUCCUGUUUAUUUACACAAUAUGGGAAUUAUGGGAAACCCUAACGCCAAAGAACUCUCCAUGAUUAUGGUAUGUAUAGGUCUUGCACAAAAUUUCGCUUCUCUCCGUGCACUGGCUACUGAAGGUAUUCAGCACGGCCAUAUGAAAUUACAUGCCACCAACAUAGCCUUUGCAGCAUUACGUUGCUAUGAGAAUGAAACAAACAGUAGUUGUCCAUCACACGAUAUCACGAGUAUUGCACGAAAAAUGAUAGAGAAGGGUAGUAUAACAUUAGCUACAGCAAAGGAACUCAUAGAAGAAUCUUUGCCUAAACCUCAAAUUUCUCAGU